This is a messenger RNA of Copidosoma floridanum, 3437 nucleotides long. RefSeq names its product E3 ubiquitin-protein ligase Topors. The record is from RefSeq and is a predicted model, not a curated record. Gene Ontology annotation, biological process: protein monoubiquitination; protein polyubiquitination. Gene Ontology annotation, molecular function: ubiquitin protein ligase activity; metal ion binding. Lineage: Eukaryota; Metazoa; Arthropoda; Insecta; Hymenoptera; Encyrtidae.
GCUACAGCAGGCUACAGCUGCAUCAACUAUAUAAACAGUUCACUGACAAAUCCAAUCAAUAGUUAAUUAAUUAAAGCUGUAUGCUGAUAGAAAUUUUGCAUGUGCAGUUGAAUUUGAACAUUGUAAGGGCAUUUAAAGUUGUGUGCAGUUCGAAUUUAAGCUUUUUGUUAACCUAUUUGUGGAAUUACAACCGGAUGCAGAAAGUUUGAUGCAUUUUGGAUAAUUUUUUUGUUACGAUUACGAUAUGAACAACUACAAUUGUUUGAAUAAAUGAAAUGUGCAAUUAAAAAUACGUAAUCCAGUAUUUUUUUUAUCGUAUUAGAUUCAUGUUCGUAGGCUGGCAUGGGGUGUUGACAAACUCUCCGCUUCUCGCCAAUAGGUUACAAACAGCAAGACCUCAACGACAAUGGAGAUGCCUGAUAGAAUAGAUGAUGAUGAUUUUGAUGCGGAAGAGAAGAACGAGGAGAUGCCACCGAUACCUGCUCCGAGCCCAGCACCCAGCGACCGGAGCAACGGUACAACUUCGCCACCACCCACGUGCAGUAUCUGCCUCGGGGUGCUGGUUAACACAUCCUUCACCGACAGUUGUUUGCACUUGUUCUGCUUCUACUGUUUAGUGCAAUGGUCUAAAAUUAAGACAGAGUGCCCAUUAUGUAAACAAAAUUUUCGUUCCAUCAUACAUAAUGUGAGAUCUGAAGAAGAUUAUGACCAGUAUGACAUCGUGAAUAAUUCGCAAGCUGCUGCUGCUGCUGCCUCAGCUGCUGCUGCUGCUUCAGCUGCCUCAGCUGCUGCAUCGCAGAAUAACGUCACAGCUGACGGUCAAGAAGAAUCUCGUACUGUGGCUGACAGGACCGCAAACUACCCUAGAAGAUCUGAAAGAGCUGUACUGUUGAAUCCGGAGGCUGUGGCGAGACGUGAACAAAUACCCAGUAUUGCUCGUCAAGUUUCCUCGGAAGAACAAAGACACAGGUUUAGUGAUAUACUGGACUUUCGGCGGAAUGUUUACAGUACAGGAGCAUUGGCUAUGCCACUGACUGAUCGUUACGGUCUUUUUCGACAGUCCAAUGCUCAUUAUUACCGAAUCAACCGUUUAGAAGUCGCCAGACUCGCUGUAUGGUUGAACCGUGAGCUGCAUGUGUUACUGGACUUGAUUCCAGACCAUUUUGUUUAUGUUUUAAACAUAAUUUUAGAUGCGUUGACUCUCAUAGAAAUUAACUCCAACGAGUUCCGCAAUCUGGUGCGACCUUAUUUCGGCGUUUACACGGAUCAUUUCCAGCAUGAAUUUUAUAACUUUGCUCGCUCUAGCUUUGAUAUGACUGGCUACGAUCAGUCUGUAACUUAUUACUCUAACCAAGGACCUUCUAAUGAGGAUGUUUCAAGAGCCCUAUCCCCAAAUUUUAAUUCAAGCAGUUCCACCAUAAGUGACUCUGAAGUACGAGUAGUUGAUCACUUCAUUGAUUCCAGAAGGUUACUUUCUAACAAUGCACCAUCAGGUGGUCCACAACAAAUUGAUGUACUUGGUCUGAGAUCCAUUGGACAAGCUAUAGAAUCGAGACAAGCCAGUAAUCCAGAGCCAGAUAUUGUAACUAUAUUAUCUUCAUCUUCCGAAUCAGAAAAUGAAUGCGAAAUUGUCGCUUAUGUUUGGCAGCGACGUAGAAGAACACCAGUAAUUAUUGAUUUAGUUUCUUCGCCAGAAAUUAUUGAUUUAUUUUCUUCCGAUGAAGGUCAUAAUUCAGAAUUAGAAUCUGUUAUUGGAGAAGUAAAUGAAACGGAAUUAGUACAACCCCCUGAAGAAGAAUUGAAUCUACCUAGCACAUCGACUUCAUCAGGAAGUCGCGAUGUUAACAGUAGACGCAAGAGACGAUACGUACCCACGUAUUGCAUGGAUUCAAGUUCACAAUCAGACAACAUCAAUGACAAAACGGAUAGUGACUACGAACCAUCUCGGUGCAAAAUCCGGCGUGGUUCUCGUGAAAACAGCUCCUCAAGAAAAACCUCCCGAAAGCUUCGCUCGCGAAAACAAAGCUCCAACAAAAGUUCUUCGCGCAAUCGACGUACAGAUGAUAGUUGCAGGGAACGAGAGUUGAACGCCAGCCCAAUGUCCUCGCGUGGUAAAAAACGGCGUUUGUCCGAGAGCACUGAUAGCGACACAGACAAUGAAAACUGCAAAAAAAAAUUUAAGAAGAGUACACGAUCCGAAAAGUCGAGAGAAAGUAAGCGGCGUUGUCUGCAGCCCUCAUCAUCAAAGGCACGUAUUUACAAGUACAGCAGCGAAGACGAAAGUAGCCAUGCCCCUAAUAGUGACUCUGACUAUGACACCGAGGUCGAGAUCAAAAAUAAAUCUCGCAGAAGAGUAAAAAAGAAAACGACUACGAGUGGAAGACACAGUAACAGCAACUCCUCUGACGAUGAAGAUGUCAAUGCAACAUCAUCGCAUUCAAAAGCAAAUAACCAAAAACCAUCGAAGAGUUGUUAGUCGAGUGAGAGAUCAGCACCUGAAAUAAAACUUCUUAACUUAACUUAACUUAACUUAACUUAACUUAAAUCAAUAAAACUUUUUAACUUCUUUUCUAUUGUGAAUCGCUUUUAAGACUUGUAGGUGUUGCAGGUGCUGAUCUUUCGCUCGAUUCACAAGCUGAACAUUCCGCAUCGUCGUCGACUUGUUGUGAAUUGUGAAUCGCUUUUAACUUCUUUUCUACGGAUGUUCUAAUCAAUGCCGUACAAUAUAAGUACCUUCAGACAUGGUAAAUAUGUUAUAGUAUAAGAUACCUAUCUAUUUCUCGGUCUACUGAUGGCAGUAAUUUAAACGGUAGCUUUCUUGCUUUCAUAAACGGGUUCCGCGUCCGGAUUUAAUUGUAAUCUCGCUUAUAUUUACGUCACUCAAGGAUUCCCACGGUUUUAUACCAUCAGACAACGCUCUUAUGUAUUUAAAUAACAUCGAGCGUUAUCCUCUAAUGGGACGGGAAUGAAAAUUUAAUUGGACAAGUGCCCCUCUUUAUUCUACUUGUACCGUUUUGAAACCGAAUACUUGAAUACACGAUUCAAAAAACGAAAUCAAACACAAUUUAGUAUUGCAUACCUUUGUGACCUUAAACGCCUGAUUUUGCUCCAUGAAGGUUAGUGCCACGCUGGUAUUCACUUCAAAAUUAACUAAUUUUUCGCUCACUAAUUACCUCCAGCGUCCUGUAGAACUUUUCUCUUAACCUAAUCUUGAUAAUAGUAUAUUAAACGUACCUAGUAAGCGGUUAAAUUCUAUUAUUAUAUUGACUCAAAACGAUCUCCCUUUGGCGAGUUUUGAGCUCAGCAGUUAUAUUUUAACGAUUUACGAAGUGUUAUGUUAUUAUUUGACAAAACACCACAUGAGGGAUUAAAUCAGGUGAAAAUAAAAAUUCACACAUCUUUUAAUUUCUAAUAUACUUCUUUUAAUUUUAUUUAAA